AUGGCAAUCGUGGAAGGAUGGCUCCCCGCGAGUCGCGAGAACUGGGAGACCCUGAUGUGGUGGUGGCAGUUUUACCCAAUUAUGGCUUCCACACAGUGGCUCACUUCGUGGUACGGCAUGGGUAAGACAUCCGUUGAUAGCAAACUCAACCUCCCCGGCCGCAUCGCGUGGUUCACUAUGGAGAUACCCGGCUUCAUCACUCUCCUCUACAUCAUGACCACCUUGCCCGCCCAGCACGGUAUCACCGACCUGCCGUGGCAGAACAAGGUGCUCGCUUCACUAUUCGUCAUGCAUUACAUCUAUCGCGCCGUCUUCUUCCCUUUCCUGCAGCCGUCCAUGUCCCCGAUUCACUUCAACAUCUGGUCAAAUGCCAUCGUCUUCCAAGUCGUCAAUGGUACCGCCAUCGGCUGCUGGUUGGCCGCUUACGGCCCUACUACUCAAGCGCAGUGGGAGGCUCAAGGCUUCUCCGUCGCUCAAUUUGCUCUUGGUCUCGUUGUCUUUUAUGUUGGGUUGACCGGCAACUAUUUCUCCGACGAGGAGCUCCGUGAGAUCCGACGCAGUGAGAUGAGGCGCCAGGAGAAGCUAAGGGAGCAGGGAAAGACCGUUGACAAGCACUACGAAGUUCCCCAGAACGGCCUUUUCAAGUACAUGCUCUUCCCACACUAUUUCAUGGAGUGGGUUGAAUGGACGGGCUAUUGGAUCGCUGGUGGCCUCGCUUUUACCCCCGCACGGUGCUUCUUGCUAAACGAGUUCUUUGCCAUGCUUCCUCGCGCUGUUGCCGGUGGCAAAUGGUAUAAAGAGAAGUUCGGCGAGGACAAAAUCAAGGGGAAAUAUGUCAUUAUUCCCGGAGUUUACUAG
Messenger RNA from Xylaria bambusicola, 858 nucleotides. RefSeq names its product 3-oxo-5-alpha-steroid 4-dehydrogenase. The transcript is spliced from 2 exons. Gene Ontology annotation, molecular function: 3-oxo-5-alpha-steroid 4-dehydrogenase activity. Bases 1 to 858 code for a protein of 285 amino acids. Gene Ontology annotation, biological process: steroid metabolic process. NCBI's taxonomy places the organism in Eukaryota, Fungi, Ascomycota, Sordariomycetes, Xylariales, Xylariaceae. The record is from RefSeq and is a predicted model, not a curated record. Gene Ontology annotation, cellular component: membrane.